Molecule: messenger RNA, 1071 nt
Organism: Chionomys nivalis (European snow vole)
Lineage: Eukaryota; Metazoa; Chordata; Mammalia; Rodentia; Cricetidae
Gene: Prr19
Product: proline rich 19
Exons: 2
Coding region: 1-1071 (356 amino acids)
Source: RefSeq, a predicted model, not a curated record
AUGGACUCUCGGGGACCAGUCCCUCAGCCUUUCCAGCAGCUUGAGAAACCUGGUCGUAUCCGCCGUCGCAAAACUAGGAGGGAACGAAACAAGGCCCUAGUGAGCAGCCAUCGGCCACUGGCUCGUCAGGAUCCUCCGAUGUCUAGUCGGGAGCCAUCUGCAAUCCUCCAGGAUCCUGGGGCCUCUGCAGCUCCCAAGCUUGUAGUCAUAACUCAAGGCAGGUUGAGCCGGGAGCACCGGGGUCUCUUCAGUCAUGAAGUGAAAUCCCUGGAUGUGGCCCGGUUGCUUAACAGUGGCUCCUUGGAACCAUGUACCCCCCUGCCAUCCACCAAGUCUUCCUGUAGCCCUGUCAGAGGCAAGGAGAACCAGGUACCCGGAGGCUCAGGCUCGGGCCCACCAAGUUCCCCAGAACUCCCUGUGUUGGGAAAACUGCUGGAGGAACUUCAGUGCCAGCUGAUUCUGCCCCAGGCCUUUCCCAGGAGGAACCUAGUGCAGGAGUCCAGAGAUGUCAUAAUAAGAACCUUGCAAGGCUGCCAUGGCUGUGUGCCUGAUCUUGCCCUGGUGCUCCGAGGUUGCCAGUCACCCUUGCCUGAGACGAAACCCAGGACACCUGAGAGACAGAGGACAACAUCUUCUGGUGUCCACGUUCCUGAGCAUGCUCCAAGGGAGGGGAGGCAAAGGACUCAACAGGGGGCAAAGAGGCUUAACUUUGCCAUGCCUCAUCUAUGUGGCAGUGGCAGCACCGCUUCACACAGGGCCAGCCUAGUGCCCCCUACAGAUCACCAACUGCCAUUCUUCCCCUCGGUGUCCUCACCAUCUGGGGCAGCUUGGGGUCCCCCAACAGCUUUUGAUAUGCUGAAAAGCAUCUGGCUCAUAGCCACACCACCCCAUCCUCAGCCCUGGGAUGCCUGCCCACCUCAGCCCCUGCCUCAGCCACCAUCACCCUUGUUGCCCCGAACAUCUGCCUUGGACUGGAGCCCUGACCCUCCUGCCCCACUACUCAGCCUUUCCUGGGUGGUGACUCGGAGAAGUCCAGAGGCUUGGUCCUUCCCCCCAAUGAAACUCUACUGA